Molecule: messenger RNA, 5433 nt
Organism: Lineus longissimus
Lineage: Eukaryota; Metazoa; Nemertea; Pilidiophora; Heteronemertea; Lineidae
Exons: 10
Coding region: 433-2457 (674 amino acids)
Source: RefSeq, a predicted model, not a curated record
CCAAAAGUUGACAGUCGGGCCGUUCUGUUUAUUUUUCUAAUUAUUUAACCUUUGAUCACCUUGUAUUUGGCCUGAAGUGUCAUUAAUUGGUGAUCCAUAGUCCUUAAUUUCGUGUAGAGCAAAAAUAGACGUCACAAUUUGUUUAAAUUCGUUGAUUCGAUCGAUUUUGGAUAGGACGUUGGAAGAUGAGAUCGACUUGACAACCGUUGUGUAAACAACAUGGCGAAUCACUACACUUCAAGUGUUAUCAGCUGUUCGAGACAUCCCACUGUCAUUUCAUGCCAUCUGACAUCUCCUGGGUCGAAUUAUUCUCCUAGAAAAUAAUCUGGCUCCCACAAUUCUGUGAUCAGAGGCGAUAUUGAUAUGAUUCUGCUGGAUUACUUGUGAUGACUUUAUGAAUGAAUUGAAGGACAGUUUUACAAAACUUUAGCAAUGACGAACAGGUCGAAGCCGAGUAAAAGUAAAAUGAGAUGUGUAAAUCUGACUUUUCAAACACAGUCAACUGAAGGAAAGCCCAGGCCUUCGAAUGCUAUCAAUGAUGUUCCGAAUAAUGGUUUUCGACCACAUGGAGGAAACAGAGGUUCAAAGAAGCAUCCAACCAAUGAGUUUUCAUACAAGAAAAAUGCUGACUACCAUCGUAAGCUGAGGGAAGACAUCGAUAAACUCUUUGAUGAUGAAGCCAAGGAGCGGAAGCAGACUCCUAGCUGGGUCCAUGAUGUCACCAAGGAAACGUCCCAUUCAGGAGAAAGUCCACUGUUCAAACACCUCUCACCAAAUAAGCAAGAGCAGCAAAUGGAGUACAUCCGCUUGGCCCAAUCCCUUCUCGAGGAGAACCGCAGUAAGAUGUCAUCGCGCAGCUCGACUGCCAUGCCUGCCUACCAUCGGGCAAACAGUGCUCACCAGUUUAUGGAGGCAACAGAUCUGCUCGUCUCUGAUCUAGAUGCGAAACUUGGAAGGCCAACUCGAACAACUUUACUUAGGAAUCGUCAGCGCGUGGCCUCGGCUCCUCUCUCGAGCUAUGAAAUUAGGAAGGAAGCUAAGAAAAAGGCUCAAGAAAUCCUGGAUCAAAGGUCUCGGCCAAUGACUGCUGCUGCUCAUAAAGAGCAAAGAAGAAUGUUUAUUUUCUACUCAAGAAUUUUGUUCAUGCCGUCUGUGGAAAAGGGGGAUACUGCCCAUGCAUUUCUGACUGGUGCAAGGUACAACCGCGCUCAUUACCUGGACUCCAAGAGUCUGACCAAGUAUGGUGUGUACAUGCCCAGGGAUAACCCUAUGGGGGCAUUCAUCAACCAGAAAAUGAAGACGGCCGAGGCUCAGGAGGAGACACCUUCAGCAGCCUCUCCUACUCCAGUCGAUCCAUCCUCUCCAGAGAUACCACCCCAGCUCCCCAUGACCCCAGCCGCCAAGGGGCGCCAGGCAUGGACGGAGACCAGCGCUGUGCCCAUUCAAAAUGAUGGCAUUAAGAUGAGCAGCCGGAGUAGCCAUCAUGAUCUUAACAAGGCGUGUGAGUCAUUCAGCGGGGAACAACAAAGUCUCUCUAUAUCAGGACACCGCCUUGGGGGCCUUAGUGUUCCUACUAAUACCCCUCGUUUAAGAAGCGCCUGCAGUACUGGUAGGUUGACCCCGAAGUCUCCCCAUACAUCGUCCUUAGAUUAUAGCAUCGUCACUCCCAGGGAAACGCCAGCAUCCCGUGGUUUACCGAUGUGUGUUGGCAGGUCAAUAUACCAGAUUCCAUUUACACCGGAACUGAUACGCAACAUGUCGCUUGUCAAUCAACCAAGGUCAAGUCCUGUCGUAACGGCACGUGAUGUUGAGGGGCAACUGAAUGUGGAUAUUUUGAAUGUUGAAGCCGAGAAAAGUGAGGAAAGGUUGGAUGCGGUGCUGGGGGAGGGGAGGUUACCGGUCCAGGAGGAAGUCAUCAGAGAAGAGACGGAACCAGACAAUCCAGAUGAGCACAGUGAGGCUGAUAAUCUGACCAGUGGGGCGGAGGCUGGGGAGGAAUCGGCCAAAAAAUCGGAAGAUGCGAAUGGAACGGCCAUUCCGGAGGGAGGUGAUCACAGUUUGCCCAAUGAGGGUGAGGUUGGGGGUGAGGUUGAGGGUGAGGUUGAGGGUGAGGUUGUAGAUGCAACAACCAAUGAGAAGCUAGAGGUGGAGUCAUGUGGCCAAGGCGAGGAAAUCCCCGAUGAUAACGUGGAAUUUUUCUUAACCGAGGAAGGUGGUGAAAAGCUUGUGAACGGGCUAGGGGAUGGCCAGGGGGAAGGUGACACUGAGGGGGCUGGAGAACAGAAGACUGAUGUGCUCGAAGAGGAAGACAAAGUUUCUCUUGUGGGAUCUGAAGCAAGUCGAGAAUCCGGGCAAGAAACAACCCGGGAAACUUUCGCUCCGGUUAUAUCUGUUGAUAUAUCAAAGAAGUCGACAGAUAAUUUGCAAAAUCAGGCAGUUGAUGAUGUUGAUUUGUAGGGUGUACAAUCGAGAUGCUGAAACUAGUUUCCGUGGUUAUAACUAAUAUAAGGAUUACCCAACAUUGUGAGCUUCCAUUGCGAGAGAAAUGUUAACCGCAUCAAAGCACUGUGUGAUAUAGCUUUUAUAUAGGCAUAUGUUCAUCUUUGUUAUUGUUGAUCAAUCUUAUCAAGAAUUAAUAAUGACAUGGUCUUUAUUAAUUUUGAUAUUAUUAUCUGUCUGUAAAACAUGUUGUUCCAUAAUUUUAAAGUUUAUUUUGAUCUGCUUUAUAGGCCCAGUUGACUUUUCACUUUAACCCUUGGACUAGUGUUCAAGGAAUAGCUUUAUAAACUGCAAAUCUUCACGCCUUUUUAUUACAAUAGUGAUAAAAGAAAUUGGUUUAAAAAAUUUAAAUUGUCAUUAUCUUAUUUUGGCGGAUUACGAAAGUCCUGUCAAUUUUUUUCGCGAGUUUUAUUUUUGAAUCAGGGUUAUUCGCGAAAUCUGUGAAAAUUGGUCUAUUAACGGUAUCCAUCUGCAAAACGUGAUGUGUUUAUUAUGAUUACUUUCAUCUGCUUAUAGGCCCAGUUUAUUUACCACUGUAACCCUUGGACUAGUCUUCAAGGUUUCUGAAUUACAAUGCGAACAAAUCCUGAUCAAUAAUCUGCACGUUAAUCCACAUCAGUAAAAUCUCAACUCCCAGUCGACUUGUGAUAUUUGUUUGUAUUAAAUGCGACAGCAUGCCUCGAAAUUCACUUUUGAAAGGGCACAGCAGAUUUUUUUCAAAAAGAAGGCACUUUUGCUAGAUUGGCGAAAAAGGGCAAACUUUAAAUGAGAAUUGAUAAAAACAAAAUUGCCUUCGUGAUGGAAGAAAUAUGCAUCAGAGGCAAUGGCCUUUGCUGCCUCAAAUAAAUUCGAUCCCUGCUAAGGUCUUUGUUUGGUUUCUAAGUGAAGUUGUACAGCGGUUGGAAAAUGUUUUUUUUAUCUUCCAUAAAAUAACUAAUAUUGCUAAUUAAUUCAAUUCAAGUGAGGCACAUCACCAAGUGCGUAUCGUCACCAAAAUUUCAUUGGAAAAUAACCUUGUGACCUAAAUGGCGAUAGUACGAGUGUCGUGACUUGAGAAUGACAUUUUAAAACCGAAUAACUUCCUUUAGAACCAAAUAACUUACAACUCAGAUACUUGUAUUCUAACAUGCCGUGGGAGAAAAGUGCAGCUGUGCCUAAAUUCCUUAUUCCAUAUUCUAUUGGUUGAAUCUUCACUUAUGACCCAUCACUACAAAACCAGCCAAAUGUAGCUCUAAGCUUGGCUGGUUGAGAUGGACUGGCUUUUCUUCAUCACACUGUUGUCUGGUUUCUGUGAAAUCUUGAGUACAUCAAUUUCUUUCAUUAUCUAGGUGUCUUUCAUUAUCCUGGUGUCAUUUUAUGGGUAUUGCUAACGGGGAGGGGGGAGGCCAGGGGGCAAAUGCCUUCCCGGUGGUCACCUAAAAUAGUGUCAUUUUGCCCCCCCCUCCCCCGAGAAUCUUUUGCCCCCCAAAACUAAAAUGCCAGAUAGGCCCCUGCAUAAAGGCUCAUCUUCUGUGCCACGGUGCCUGGUCUUGCUGAGACAGGUCACAAUUACAACAGGCUGGGAACACAAGUGUUUGUGCGUAUCAGUCUACUGUCCCAAAAGCUGUUCAAGUGUGAAAGAUCCCUGUUGUAUAUCAUAGCCCUAGACCCAAUAAUCACUGCUUAAAGGGGAUACGCUGUUCGUAAUUACUUGUGGUCGAGUUAAAUAGAAAUCCACCAAUACACAAUGCCGUAGUGUAGUUAUUGUGAAUACAAAUUUGUUUAAACUUGGUAUUCAUAGUAUUUGUAUAUCAGUCUACACAACGGUAAUGUUGACAUUUAUAUUUAGUACGUGUUUCCGAAAUUGGACAUUUUAAAAUUCAGUUUCAAAUUCAAAAUUUUCAACGAACGGCGUCAAACAAUGUGCUAGAUACACCUAGGUUCUUCAAUACAACGUAGUUAAAAUGAAAAAUGUUUCACAUAUUAAACACAAAUGUUGGGAGCUAAAAUGAGAUCAUUCCUAUCAGAUGGACUACAUCCAAGUGAUGGUCUUUGGCAUUGAACCCCUGAGACAGUUGGUUUACGGCAAAAUUUAAACCGUGAUAUUUGUGCCGUCAGGUCGAGUGGGUUGAAAGUACAUGUACAGUAGAACCUCUCGAUUAAGGACACCCAAGGGACUGACAAGUUCUGUCCUUAAUAGAUAGGUGUCCACAUUACAGAGGUCAAAUUGUAUGGAAACAGCCAAUUUGGGAACACAACUAGUGUCCUUUAAAGAGAGGUUGUCCUUAAUAGAGAGGUGUCUGCUAAGGGAGGUUCCACUGUACAUGUAUGUUUAUUGUGUUGACGAUACAUGUGUGUCUAAAACUUUGUAGCUCAAAUGAACCAUGACGUUUGUUGAUUGUCAGUACUGUUUACAAAGAAAGCAUCCACCUUUGGUGACUAAACUGUGAUAGGCCAAUCUAAAUUCCGUCCAUUGAGGAAGUGCGUGUUGCUAUUAUCAAAUCGGAGAGCUUCGAGUCAAUGAUAAAGAGUCCAGACCCCCUUGAACAUGGAAGUUAUCAUACAUAUUCCUUGAGAUUCUUUGAGUUGAAUCUUCAAAAUGAAAACAGUAUGUUCCUUCUAACACCCUCAUUUUACAUGUACAUGUAUCAUUACUUUUACACAGUUUAACCAGUAAUAAUUUGUCAAAGUUUAUUUCAAGUAUCGCGAUCUCACUCUCCAUGUAUCAUAUAACAUGAGUUUUUUUACCAUUGUUAGGUUUUUAUCUUUGAAAAAUGAAGACAAAAUUGUUUAAAUAUAUAAACAGUUCAGUAUAAAAAUGGAAGACCGAUCAACCCUGAACUACCAACUACCAACUCUUCAAAACGUUUUAUUGCUUUGUAAUUUACAUAUUUUUGAUAUCAAAUUCAUCGAUCACAACUUGGCACCUAAAUAGAUGAAUAAAAGUUACUUUUA